AUGGUUGUCUUGGAGUCCGUGUUGUUGUUGUUGCUGCGCUUCCAGCGCUGGCCGUUUGCAGUCGGUUGUGAAUGUGUUGGUGGAGGAAGUGUUGUUCGGAAGCAUCACGGUGCCCACGUCGAGGAGAAAGGUGUUGUCGCCGCAAUCGCUGCCGUUGAGACUACAGCACUAGUGGUUCACGGCGGGACAUGGACAGUAAGUGUCAUUAAGACGAGGACAACCCGAUCCCCACGAGCCAUCCGUGCAGGCAUUCAGCAUGAACAUGCCUCUAUAUGGGUUCACCUACGCCAAACAGAGUCCAGUCGAAGUGCAGAUGUCAUUUGGCUGGUCUCUGGUUUUGUCAAUUGA
Aspergillus wentii DTO 134E9 is the source of this 348-nucleotide messenger RNA. RefSeq lists its product as uncharacterized. Bases 1 to 348 code for a protein of 115 amino acids. Lineage: Eukaryota; Fungi; Ascomycota; Eurotiomycetes; Eurotiales; Aspergillaceae. The transcript is spliced from 2 exons. The record is from RefSeq and is a predicted model, not a curated record.